Messenger RNA from Loxodonta africana (African savanna elephant), 2854 nucleotides. RefSeq names its product X-C motif chemokine ligand 1 (gene XCL1). The record is from RefSeq and is a predicted model, not a curated record. NCBI's taxonomy places the organism in Eukaryota, Metazoa, Chordata, Mammalia, Proboscidea, Elephantidae. The coding region runs from base 150 to 494 and encodes 114 amino acids. Gene Ontology annotation, molecular function: chemokine activity. The transcript is spliced from 3 exons. Gene Ontology annotation, cellular component: extracellular region. Gene Ontology annotation, biological process: eosinophil chemotaxis; immune response; positive regulation of T cell chemotaxis.
CCAUCAGUAUUGCGAAGACUUUCCGUAGGUGCAUACCCACCUCGGAAGCCCCCUGUUGCCGCAGGAAGCAAGCCGACCACUGGAGGAUAAAAGGGGCUGGUGAGGAGCUGUGUCCUCACUCCACCUGCACAGCUCAGCACACCUCAGUCAUGAGGCUUCUCAUCCUGGCUAUCCUCGCCAUCUGCUGCCUCGGUGCCUACAUUGUGGAAGGUGUGGGGAGUGAAGUCCCGGACAGGAGUGUUUGUGUGAGCCUACAUACCCGGCCCCUGCCGGUUCAGAAAAUCAAGUCCUAUACCAUCAAGGAGGGCUCCAUGAAAGCUGUGAUUUUUAUUACCAAACGUGGCCUGAAAAUCUGUGCUGACCCACAAGCCAAGUGGGUGAAAUCAGCAGUUAGAAGUAUGGACAAGAAGUCCACAACCAGAAGAAACAUGGUCCAGACCGAGCCUACAGGAGCCCAACAAUCCACCAACACUGCUGUGACGCUGACCGGAUAGUGACCUUCCAGCAAAUUGUCCCUCUUGCCAGCGAGUCAGCUACCUUCCCUUUACCAGCUGAAGGACUAAUUAGAUUAUAUUCGCCUUUUAAGAAACUGUUGCAUGAAUCAAUUUUUUUGUAUUUUAUUUUUUAUGUCUUUCGCAUUCAUUUAGAUGCUGUAAUUAAUAAAUAUUUAUUAUUAAGAACAGCCUGUUAGGACAUUUCCAGAUAAACAAAAGUUCGGGAAAUUCGUAAAAACCAAAGCAAAUCUACAAGAAAUACCAAAGGGAGUUCUUUGGUUAGAAAAUCAAUAAUAUCAGGUAUCAAUUCAAGACUAGAACACUGGACAGAGCAAUCAGAUGUUACCCCAGACAGGGAAACCACAAAAAUAAAUCAAAACAUGAAAAAAUGCUCAAAACAGGGAAACAACAAUGUCAUCUUGUAAAAGAAGACAACAUUAAAAUAAUAAAGAGGGACUAAGAAAUGUAGUCAUAGAUCUUUCAUAUGGAGAGGAAGACAAGGCGAUAUAAAGAAAUAAAAGUUAGGUUUAAACUUAGAAAUAUAGGGGUAAAUAUUAGGGAAACCACAAAGGAGACUAACUAUCCUACUCAUCAAAAUAAAAUACAAGAAAAAAAAUAGAGACUCAGUAGAAACAAAAUCAACAACAAUGAAUAAGAGGAAAAGACAAUAUAAAAAGAUAAACCACUCACAAAAAAUUAAGUGGGAAAAAGAAACUGUCAACAGCACACACAAAAAAAGACACCAAAAUGACAAGACUAAACUCAUACCUAUCCAUAAUUACGCUGAAUGUAAAUGGACUAAAUGCACCAAUAAAAAGACAGAGUGGCAGAAUGGAUUAAAAAACACGAUCCAUCUACAUGCUGCCUACACGAAACACACUUUAGACUCAGAGACACAAAUAAACUAAAACUCAAAGGAUGGAAAAAAAUAUAUAUUAAGCAAACAACAAUCAAAAGAGUACAGGAGUGGGAAUAUUAACUUUUGACAAAAUAGACUUUAAAGUUAAAUCAACCACAAAGGAUAAGGAAGGACACUAUAUAAUGAUUAAAGUGGCAAUAUACCAGGAGGAUAUAUAACCAUAUUAAAUAUUUAUGUACCCAAUGACAGGGCUACAAGAUACAUAAAACAAACUCUAGCAGCAUUGAAAAGUGAGACAGUUCCAGAAUUAUAGUAGGAGACUUCAUCACACCACUUUCAGUGAAGGACAGGAAACCCAGAAAGAAGCUCAAUAAAGACACGGAAGAUCUGAAUACCACAAUCUACCAGCUUGACCUUACAGACAUAUACAGAACACUCCAACCAACAGCAGCCAAGUACACUUUCUUUUCUAGUGCACAUGGAACAUGCUCUAGAACAGACCACAUAUUAGGUCAUAAAGCAAGCCCUAGCAGAAUUCAAAACAUCAAAAUAUUACAAAGCGUCUUCUCUGACCAUCAGGCCAUAAAAGUAGAAAUCAAUAACAGAAAAAGCAGGGAAAAGAAGUCAAGCACUUAGAAACUGAACAAUACCCUGCUCAAAAAAGACUGGGUUAUAGAAGACAUUAAGGGUGGAAUAAAGAAAUUCAUAGAAUCCAAUGAGAACGAAAACACUUUCUAUCAGAACCUUUGGGACACAGUGAAAGCAGUGCUCAGAGGUCAAUUUAUUUCAAUAAAUGCACACAUCCAAAAAGAAGAAAGGGCCAAAAUAAUUAUCCCUACAACUUGAACAAAUAGAAAGAGAGCAACAAAAGAAACCAUCAGGCACCAGAAGAAAGGAAAUAAUAAAAAUUAGAGCAGAACUAAAUGAAAUAGAAAACAGAAACACAAUUGAGAGAGUUAACAAGACCAAAAUCUGGUUCUUUGAAAAAAUUAACAAAAUUGAUAAACCAUUAGUCAAAAUGACAAAAGAAAAACAGGAGAGGAAGCAAAUAACCCAAAUAAGAAAUGAGAUGGAUGAUAUUACAACAGACCCAACUGAAAUUAAAAGACUCAUAUCGGAUUACUACGAAAAAUUGUACUCUAACAAAUUUGAAAACCUAGAAGAAAUGGGUGAAUUCCUAGAAACACACUACUUACCUAACUAACACAAACAGAGAUAGAAUAACUAAAUAGACCCAUAACAAAAGAAGAGAUUGAAAGGUAAUCAAAAAACUCCCUACAAAAAAAGCUCUGGCCCAAGGCUUCACUGCAGAGUUCUAUCAAACUUUCAGAGAAGAGUUAACACCACUACUACUAAGGGUAUUUCAGAGCAUAGAAAAGGACAUAAUACUCUCAAACUCAUUCUAUGAAGCUAGCAUAUCCCUGAUACCAAAACCAGGUAAAGACUCCACAAAAAAAGAAAAUUACAGACCUAUAUCCCUCAUUAACUUAGAUGCAAAAAU